Messenger RNA from Hevea brasiliensis (rubber tree), 841 nucleotides. RefSeq names its product pollen-specific protein C13. The record is from RefSeq and is a predicted model, not a curated record. The transcript has 2 exons. Bases 177 to 656 code for a protein of 159 amino acids. NCBI's taxonomy places the organism in Eukaryota, Viridiplantae, Streptophyta, Magnoliopsida, Malpighiales, Euphorbiaceae.
CUCUUUAGCUUUAUUUUUGCCAUUUCUUCCUUACGCUUCUUUACUUGCUGUUGGUGCUUAUAACUUUUCAUCAUUUUCUAUUUCCUUCGCUCCAUUCGGUUUCAAUCUUCAUCUCUGAUCUCACUCUUUAUUUAUCUAAUCACAAUUCUCUGUAAUUCUCUGAUCCCAAAAGCCCAAUGGCUAGAUCAUUGUUGCUGCUUGCCCUCUGCGUGCUUCCAGCACUUGUGAGCGCCGCUCGCCCUGCCAGAAACCCAUUUGAGUUGGAGGGCCGUGUGUACUGUGACACUUGCCGUGCUGGUUUCGAGACCUCCAAAACCACGUACAUAGCUGGUGCUAAGGUUAGAGUGGAAUGCAAGAACAGGAAGACAAUGGAUCUUGUAUACAGCAAGGAAGGAACAACAGACUCAACAGGAACUUAUAAGAUGUAUAUUGAUGAGGACCAUCAGGAUCAACUCUGUGAUGCUAUGCUAAUCAGCAGCCCCAUCAAGGACUGCAAGUCACCCUCAUCUGGGCGUGAUCGUACCCGUGUUAUCUUGACCAAUUACAAUGGCAUUGCAUCGAACAAGCGUUUUGCCAAUGCUAUGGGUUUCAUGAAGGAGGAGGCCAUGUCUGGUUGUGCUGAGCUUCUCAGGCAAUACCAGGAGUACGAGGAUUAAGAUUUUUAUUUCAAGGCCUACUCAGAUGAACCUAGUUAUCUUUGCUCAGGUCUAUUCAAUUUAUGUAUGAUUACUAUUAUUAUUACUGUAAUCUGAAUUGAUAGGUUCUUUCAGUGUUUAGAGUCUGUUAAUGGAUUCUUGUUUGAAUGGUAAUGUAUGUAGUGCCAAUUGGCUUGAAUUUCUUA